Ceratotherium simum simum (southern white rhinoceros) is the source of this 2580-nucleotide messenger RNA. The record is from RefSeq and is a predicted model, not a curated record. Lineage: Eukaryota; Metazoa; Chordata; Mammalia; Perissodactyla; Rhinocerotidae.
AAUGCCUGUCACUUCCCAGGACGCUGGCAGCAGCCGCCCGCAGCCCCCGAGCCCUCGGCAGGUUUGCCUGUUCUUCCCCGCGAUCUGAUUGGAUAAAGUGGGGGCUCGACGGUGGCCGACGUGGGACAGUCAGGCUGUGGCAGGGGUCUCGGAAACCAUGGGUUAUUGCAGUGGCAGGUGCACGCUUAUCUUUAUCUGUGGCAUGCAACUGGUUUGUGUGCUGGAGAGGCAAAUAUUUGACUUCCUUGGAUAUCAGUGGGCACCCAUCCUGGCAAAUUUUGUACAUAUUAUUAUCGUCAUUCUUGGUUUAUUUGGAACUAUUCAAUAUAGACCUCGGUACAUAACAGGAUAUGCUGUCUGGCUAGUCCUCUGGGUUACGUGGAAUGUGUUUGUUAUCUGCUUCUAUUUGGAGGCUGGGGACCUCUCAAAGGAAACAGACCUUAUCCUGACUUUUAAUAUUUCAAUGCACCGAUCUUGGUGGAUGGAGAAUGGACCAGGAUGUACGGUGACAUCAGUGACACCCGCCCCAGACUGGGCCCCAGAAGACCAUCGCUACAUCACGGUCUCAGGGUGCUUUCUGGAGUACCAGUACAUAGAAGUGGCUCAUAGUUCCCUGCAGAUUGUCCUCGCACUGGCAGGGUUCAUCUACGCCUGUUAUGUUGUGAAAUGUAUAACUGAAGAAGAGGACAGCUUUGAUUUCAUAGGUGGCUUUGACUCUUACGGCUAUCAAGGGCCUCAGAAGACAUCUCAUUUACAACUACAGCCUAUGUACAUGCAAAUUCCCUUGGAUAACAACUGAUAACAAAUUCUAUAUAUCAGCAUCAAGUGAUAUGCUGAAUUGCAAGCGAAGAUCAAAAUAGAAAGUCAAAAUAAUACAGAUGGCUUCAGUAUGUCGGCUCCUGGACCUUUCAAAGAACUUGUUUUGCAGUGGCCUCCUGCAUUUUAUGAAGAGCAAGAAGCAAUUGAGUUUAAAUAUAUAUACAUCUUAACAAAACAAGCAGAAAGCUUGCACACUGGGACACACACACACACACACACACACAGCCACAUACCAAUUCCACUUGGCCUCCUCUUUCUAACUGAAACAGGCAAACAUGCAGGACAUACCCAUCUUGGAUUUCCUAAAAACAGGCUUCUUUCUCCCAGGCCUUUGGAAAGUUCAUAAGGAGACAUGUUGGUGCCCUCUGCUGGCCGUCACCAACUCCUCUGCAGCCCAGCCAGUCAGCCUCUGUGAGCUGUGAAGUCAUCCAGUGCGCAAUAGUUUGAGAGCCCUGUCUUCUGCACUCCAUACGUCUUGAUAGCACCACGGCACUGUAGGCAAGGUAUUGCAAAAACAACAAACAAAACAUGCCAUGGUGAUCUUGUAACCCAAGUCCGCAAUGGCAGGUUGUUUGCCCUAAAGGCUGUACCGUACAUACUUGCCUUAACCCACCUAAGUUGUGCGCCCGAGAAUCUCAGUGCAGACAUGCCCAAGUCACUUCCUUUAGGCUAACACACUGCUAUUAAUUCCGAAUGAGUUCAAGUCUGUGCGUUUCAUGUCAAGAAACAAGACUGCUUAUCUCAGCAGCUCCAGUGUGUCUGUGUAUGAAAUUGCCAGCUGUCAGCAAAGUGCUUUACCAUUGAGCCUCCAUGGUGGCCGAAGAGAGACAGAUAACAAUAACUACCACAAUAAUCGUCAUCUUUAUAAUUCUUAAAUAUGGUCUUCUGAUGGGGUUGAGUGGGACAAGUAAAAUUUAUUAAUCUACUAAACUCAUUAAUCUACUGGAAGCAGAGAGCAGAAAUGGCUUAACUCACUGAUUUUAUUUCUCGCACUCUAGGUGCUUUUACAAGUAUCUACAAAUGUCUUUUACUAAUACAGAAACAGCUGAGGAUUUCUAUCAACAGAGGCCAACUGAAUAUGUACUAGCUAUGUUUACUCUUUUAUAUCUAACUCAAAUUGAAGACCCUAUGUAGGUGAACUUUUUUUCCUAACUUCGGCGUACGAGAUUAUUUUUUGGGUGGGUGGGGGGAGCAAUAGUUACCUUGGUGAAAUAUUUGAGAUCUCUUUGUGGUAUUUGGGGGAUCUGUUGCGUGUUAGAGUGUAUUUUAAUCCUCCUGUAUUAUUGUGGCAGAAAAACUGUGCUGUUAACGUAGUUGGCAACAAGAUGCCUUUGGAAACUUAAUAGUAGGUCAAUGUGUUUAUGGAAUAUUCUGAAUUCCUAGGAAAUUUUGUUCUAUAUAUUCAAGCAUUAUUUGGUUUUCAUUAGCAGGAAACAUAAUUAGCUCAGGCUUGUCAGGAACUCAGAUGAGUCAUGGUUUUUCCUGGAUCCACCUGAGAUACUAAAGUCUAUUUUUUUUUAACUAAUACAUCAUCCUUAAAUGCAGUGAAACUCAGACUUGAAAAGUUACAAAUUGGCAUGGAGCAACUUUUUCUCCUGGUUUCUAUGAAGUUUCAGUUAUUGGGUUAACCUCCCUUGGACCUUAGCCCAUCCAGAUCUACAUAAACCAGUCCCAUUACUGUGUUUGCAUGGAUGUGUGUGAUCUACACAUAUACAUUUGAAAAUGAUAAAGGAACAAAGGUUACUAUUGGAACAUAACUAC